Melopsittacus undulatus (budgerigar) is the source of this 750-nucleotide messenger RNA. It is a transcript of the gene MRPL21, whose product is annotated as mitochondrial ribosomal protein L21. Bases 91 to 666 code for a protein of 191 amino acids. Gene Ontology annotation, molecular function: structural constituent of ribosome. Gene Ontology annotation, cellular component: ribosome; mitochondrial large ribosomal subunit. Lineage: Eukaryota; Metazoa; Chordata; Aves; Psittaciformes; Psittaculidae. The record is from RefSeq and is a predicted model, not a curated record. The transcript has 7 exons.
GCAGCAGCUCCAGGUGCCGCUCGGCCGCCUCAGCCGCCAUGGGCCCGCUCCGUGACCCCCGCUCCUUCCGCUUCCGACCGGGUCACCGCGAUGGCGGCGGCGGUGGCGGCCGGGGUCCGGCUCCGGGGGGCAGCCUUCCUGCUUUCCACUGCGGUCCGGCACCAGAGCUCCCAGAGAUCCUCACCACACCAAGGGCUCGUUGCCAAAACCUCUCUGUCCUCACCCCCAUGGCCCGAAGUGAAACUCCCAGAUCCAGUAGAAGAAGCAAAGUACCAUGCAGAGCUGGUCCGCAGGGUGAAUGGGCUCAUCGCAGCAGGGCACUACGGCCGCCUCUUCGCCGUGGUGCACUUUGCCAGCAAGCAGUGGAAGGUCACCAGUGAGGACCUCAUCAUGAUGGACAACGUGCUGGAGGCCGAGUGUGGAGACCGGAUCCGCAUGGAAAAGGUCCUGCUGGUUGGUGCUGACGACUUCACGCUGAUCGGAAGGCCGCUCCUGGGGAAGGAGCUGGUGCGUGUGGAGGCCACAGUGAUCGAGAAGACAGAGUCGUGGCCGAGAAUCAACGUGCGCUUUCGGAGGAAGCGCAACUACCAAAGGACACAAAUCAUUGUGAACCCACAGACCGUCCUCCGGAUCAACACCAUCGAAGUCUUCCCCUGCUUGUCGUGAUGGACUGAUGGGUGAUGGGCUUAGCUCUGUUGCUGCUUGCAGCAUAUAUGGAAAUAAAACUGCCUGUCAUUGGGAAGCUCUGGA